AUGAUUCCAGUUACAAAAUGGGUAAUCUUGAGCAUAUUCUUUCACAUGUUAUUAGUACUGUCAAAUUCAGAAACUUUCGAAGUGAGACAAGCACUGGUCAAGUUCAUGAACGAGAUUUCUCUUGGAAAUAUCUCAAAAGAUGUAAACUUUGGAUGGAAUUUAUCAUCUGAUCCCUGUACAAACAAUUGGGAGGGCAUAGCUUGUGAUACAGGAAAUCAACAUGUAAAACACAUCGUUCUUGAUCAGAAGAAUCUCACUGGAAUUCUUGAUGCUGCUUCUGUCUGUGAGGCUACUUCCCUUGCUGUACUAAGCUUGAAUGAGAACAAAAUUAUUGGACUUUUACCACAAGAAAUAUCCAACUGCAGGCGUCUCACACACUUGUAUUUGCAUGGAAAUAAAUUCUCAGGCAGUCUUCCAAGCUCUCUUUCGCGAUUAAACAAUUUGAAAAGGCUUGUUCUUUCAGACAAUGCCUUCUCAGGGCAGCUACCUGAUAUGUCAAGAAUCUCAGGGUUGCUAACUUUUUUGGCUGAAAGAAACCAGCUAACAGGGCAAAUACCAAAUUUCGAUUUUUCCAAUCUUGUAGAUUUCAAUGUCUCCUACAAUAAUUUAACUGGUCCAGUUCCUGAUGUCAAGGACCAUUUUGAUUCCAACAGUUUUUUGGGUAAUCCUGGAUUAUGUGGAGUGCCAUUGUCAAACACAUGUCCACCAUCGCCAUCGCCACCUCCUCCUCCAGUUUCUAAGAAGAAGAAAAUCUCAUUCCUUAUCUAUCUUGGCUAUGCUAUUCUUGGGUUGAUUAUCAUAUUUCUACUUGCAUUAAAGCUUUUUAAGUGCAUCAGGAAGAAAAAGAGCAAGAGUACUGCUCUAAAGGAUCAGACCAAGAACAAUAGCCCUGGUGAGUCAAAGGCUCCUGGAAACAGGUCAGAAUAUUCAAUAACAUCUCCAGAAAACUCAAUGUUCUCAGCAUCUUUUGAAAUCCUUUCAAGUCCUAUGGCUAACAAAUUGAGAUUCGAGGAUUUGCUUCGAGCUCCUGCUGAACUGAUUGGUAAAGGAAGACAUGGAAGUGUUUACAAGGUCAAAGCUGAUGGAGGAGUAACAUUGGUAGUAAAGAGGAUCAGAGGUUGGAAUAUUUCGAAAGAUGAUAUCAAGAAGAGGAUGCAUGGAAUACAUAGAAUGAAGCAUCCUCAUGUGUUGCCCCUUAUUGCUUUCUACAGUUCCAAGCAAGAGAAGCUAAUAGUUUACAAGUACCAACAGAAUGGCAAUCUCUUCAAGCAUCUCCAUU
Nicotiana tabacum (common tobacco) is the source of this 1279-nucleotide messenger RNA. The record is from RefSeq and is a predicted model, not a curated record. Lineage: Eukaryota; Viridiplantae; Streptophyta; Magnoliopsida; Solanales; Solanaceae.